Condylura cristata (star-nosed mole) is the source of this 1614-nucleotide messenger RNA. RefSeq names its product exportin, tRNA (gene XPOT). The record is from RefSeq and is a predicted model, not a curated record. Bases 79 to 1614 code for a protein of 511 amino acids. The transcript has 12 exons. Lineage: Eukaryota; Metazoa; Chordata; Mammalia; Eulipotyphla; Talpidae. Gene Ontology annotation, biological process: tRNA re-export from nucleus; intracellular protein transport. Gene Ontology annotation, molecular function: tRNA binding; small GTPase binding. Gene Ontology annotation, cellular component: cytoplasm; nuclear pore; nuclear matrix.
GCAGAUGCUCGCGGGCUGGGCUGCGGCACCGGAGGGCACGCCUGUUGUGGCCCGGGAGCGCCCGGCGUAGCGGCAGGGAUGGAUGAACAGGCUCUUCUAGGGCUGAACCCCAACGCUGACUCAGACUUCAGGCAGAGGGCCCUGGCCUAUUUUGAGCAGCUGAAGAUCUCCCCAGAUGCCUGGCAGGUAUGUGCGGAAGCUCUAGCCCAGAGGACAUACAGUGAUGACCACAUAAAGUUUUUCUGCUUUCAAGUCCUGGAACAUCAAGUCAAACACAAGUACCCCGAGCUGACUGCUGUUCAGCAGCAGCUGAUCAGGGAGACACUCAUCUCUUGGCUUCAGGCUCAGAUGCUGAGCGCCCAGCCCGAGAAGACCUUCAUCCGCAACAAGGCCGCGCAGGUCUUCGCCUUGCUCUUUGUCACGGAGUAUCUCACCCGGUGGCCCAAGUUUUUCUUUGACAUUCUGUCGGUAGUGGACCUCAACCCGCGGGGCGUAGACCUGUACCUGCGCAUCCUCAUGGCUGUUGACUCCGAGUUGGUGGAUCGCGACGUGGCGCACACGUCGGAGGAAGCUCGUAGGAAUACUCUCAUAAAAGAUACCAUGAGGGAACAGUGCAUUCCAAACUUGGUGGAAUCAUGGUACCAAAUCCUGCAGAAUUAUCAGUACACUAAUUCAGAAGUGACGUGUCAGUGCCUUGAAGUAGUUGGGGCUUAUGUGUCUUGGAUAGACUUGUCCCUGGUGGCCAACGAUAGGUUUCUGAGCAUGCUGCUAGGUCAUAUGUCAGUGGAAGUUCUGCGGGAAGAAGCCUGCGACUGCUUGUUUGAGAUCGUGAAUAAAGGAAUGGACCCUGUCGGUAAAAUGAAGCUAGUAGAGUCUUUGUGUCAAGUGUUACAGUCUGCUGGGUUUUUCAACAUUGACCAGGAAGAAGAUGUUGACUUCCUGGCCAGAUUCUCCAAGCUGGUGAACGGAAUGGGGCAGUCGCUGAUCGCCAGCUGGACUAAGCUGACCAAGAGCGCAGACACCCAGAGUGCGCAGGAGGCCCUGCGAGCGGUGGAAGCCAAAGUGGCCCUGAUGCUGCAGCUGCUGGUUCACGAGGAUGACGACAUCUCUUCAAACAUUGUUGGGUUUUGUUACGACUAUCUUCAUCUUUUGAAGCAGCUUCCAGUGCUCUCAGAUCAACAAAAAGCUAACGUAGAGGCAAUCAUGUUGGCCGUCAUGAAAAAGUUGACGUAUGACGAAGAAUAUAACUUUGAAAAUGAGGUAAAAAUUUUGUUGUGGUUUUCCAUUUUGCCUUCAUUCAGCAAACAGAUGAAUCCCUUCAUUGAGGAUAUUCUGAACAGAAUACAAGAUCUGUUAGAGCUGUCUCCUCCCGAGAAUGGCUACCAGUCUCUGCUGAGCAGCGAUGACCAGCUCUUCAUCUACGAGACGGCGGGGGUGCUGAUCGUCAACAGUGAGUACCCCGCGGAGCGGAAGCAAGCCCUGAUGAGAAACCUGCUGACUCCGCUCAUGGACAAGUUCAAGAUUCUGUUGGAAAAGUUGAUGCUGGCACCAGACGAAGAGAGGCAGGCGUCACUGGCCGACUGCCUCAGCCACGCUGUUGGGUUCGCCAGGUGA